AUGGUCACGGGAAGUCCCUGCACAUUUCCUUGUCUAAAUGGAGGUCACUGUGUGCACCCAGAUUCCUGCAACUGCAGUUUAUAUCAAGCAACAGGAAGUCGAUGCCAAACAGUUACAAACACAGGAUUCGAGAGGGAGAUGACGUGUCGGACAUGGGGACAGUAUAACUACGAGACCUUCGAUGGCCUGUACUACCACUUCCCAGGAAAGUGCAGUUAUACUCUGGUGCGAGACUGCGAUGACUCCUCCCAGUCCAGCGUCGUCAUACAGGUGCAUAACGACCCAGACUGCACCUCUGCACCGUAUUUCUGCGCGCGCUCCGUCAGCCUCUUCCUGCCGUGGGAGGGAGAGGUCCGGUUACAGAAGAGCAACAUUACCUUUAAAGGUCAAAGCCUUCAGCUGCCCCACAAUAUCCACGACGUGGAGAUGGAGAGGAUAGCACAGUAUGUGCUGGUGACCCAGCAGCACGGCUUCACGCUGGCGUGGGAUGGCCACACUUCCUCAGUCUACAUCAAGAUGAGCCCCGAAUACGUGGGCCGCACGUGCGGCCUGUGUGGCAACUUCAACGCCGACAUCCGGGAUGACCUCAGGACCAGCUACGGACUGUACACUCAGGACCUGGCCAUGUUUGGGAACAGCUGGGCAGAGAUGGAACCCCUGCAGGUCUCGUGCCCUGCAGUUCCAUCCCUGUACCCCUCUCCCUGCUCUGGACAGGACUCCCACACCAUGCUGAAAGUGAGAGAGGUGUGUGCAAUGCUGCUGGAUGAACCCUUUAAAGCCUGUCAUGAGUUCGUCAGCCCAUUCUCCUACAUGGCCAGCUGCUCCAAUGACCUCUGCCUAUCAGGUCCAAAUGGUGAAGUGGUGUGCCGGAUGUUGUCAGAGUAUGCCAGAGCAUGUGCGCAUGCGGAACGUUCACUUGACGACUGGAGGGAACACAUACCGCAGUGUGCGAUAGACUGCCCUGCUGACCUGGUGUACAGGGAGUGCAUCACAUGCUGUCCUGUUUCCUGUAAUGUGGACAGAAUGUGCAUCGACAGCAAGCUGCAGUGUCUGGAUGGCUGCUACUGCCCUGAUGAUCUGAUCUAUGAGGAUGGGAGUUGUGUGAAAGCCUCAGACUGUCCCUGUGAAUACCAUGGCAUGGUUUACCCCUCUGGACAGAUGGUUCAGGAGGAGUGCAACAACUGCACAUGUUUGGGUGGUGUUUGGAACUGCACAGAGCACAGCUGUCCAGGAGAGUGUUCUGUCACUGGAGAUAUUCAUUUCCAGACCUUCGAUGGGCGCAUAUACACCUUCCCAGCCACGUGUCAGUACGUCCUGGCAAAAAGCCGCAAUUCAGGGAGGUUCACCAUCACCGUGCAAAAUUCUCCCUGUGGACCGAACCUGGACGGGGCUUGCAUCCAAUCAGUUAGCCUGAUUCUUGACGAGGAUCCAAGGACGGAGAUCACAAUGAGUCACAGUGGCGAGGUCUUCAUAUCCAGCCAGUACAGAAUCUCUCCGCCAUAUUCAGAUGAGAUGUUUCACAUCCAGGAGCUGUCCUCCAUGUUCCUGCAGGUGAGGGCCGUGGCUCAAGGCCUGCGUCUGCAGUACAACAGGCGGGAGUUUCGCCUCUACCUGCAGGUGGACCCUUUGUGGAAGGAUGACACUGUGGGAUUGUGCGGCACGUUCAAUGGAAACAUUCAGGACGACUUCCUCUCCCCCUCAGGGAUGAUAGAGAGCACGCCGCAACUGUUUGGGAACUCCUGGAGGCUCUCCUCGGCCUGCGUCCCCAGCCCCAGCCUGCCGCAGCUCGACCCGUGCGACACACACCAGCAGGCAGCCCCCUACGCGUCUGAAAUGUGUGAUAUCCUAAACCAGGACCUAUUUGCUCCCUGCCACGAGUACCUGAGCCCGGGGCCCUUCUACCGCCAGUGCCGGGGCGACACCUGCAAGUGCGGCCAGCCCUGCCUGUGCUCGGCCCUGGCUCACUACGCCCGGCAGUGCCGCAAGCACGGCGUCAUCGUGGAGUUCAGGGCCCGCGUCUCCGAGUGCGCUCCCCUGUGUCCUGUGACAAUGGAGUAUGGCACCUGUGUGUCGUUCUGCCAGGGGCGCUGCUCUGCCCUGUCCUCCCCACAGCACUGCGACGGGGAGUGUGAGGAGGGCUGCAUCUGCCCCUCUGGAACCUUCUACAACAGCCGCACACACACCUGCGUGCCCAGGAGCCAAUGUCCAUGCAGCUACCUUGGUGCUGAGUACUACCCUGGAGACGUGAUCAUGAGCUCAGCAGGUGUACAGGUUUGCCAAGAUGGUAGAAUAGUAUCUCAAAGUUCCAUUAUUGAUAAGAUGUGCCCACCUGGUCAGCGCUACCUGGAAUGUGAUGACCUCACUGAUGCACCUGUACUGAGGGGCCUGGCGUGUGAACAGACUUGCGAGACGCACCUGCUCAACCUCACCUGCUCUGCUCACGAGCCCUGCAUUCCGGGCUGCGCCUGCCCCCCUGGGUUGUUGAAACAUGGAGAUGAGUGCUUUCAGCCUGAGGCCUGUCCCUGUUUUUGGAAGGGGAAGGAGUACUACCCUGGAGACAAGGUCACCUCUCCAUGUCACCGCUGCGUUUGCCAGCACGGCUCGUUCCAGUGUGUCUUCCAGCCCUGCCCGUCCAUGUGCACCGCUUAUGGGGACCGCCACUACAGGACCUUUGAUGGACUGCUGUUUGACUACAUCGGAGCCUGUAAGGUCUAUUUGGUUAAGAGCAGUGUUGACUUCGCAUUGAGCGUGAUGGCCGAGAACGUGGACUGCUUCGACAGUGGAGUCAUAUGCAGAAAGUCCUUGAUAAUAAACAUCGGAAAGUCUGUCAUCACUUUUGAUGACGACAGUGGGAAACCGAGCCCCUCCAGCUUGAUUGACAGGACUAAGGUGGUGCUGAUAUGGAGGGCCGGGUACUUCACCAUCCUGCACAUCCCUGAGGAGGACAUCAGUAUCCUGUGGGACAGGAAGACCACCAUCCACAUUCAGGCUGGCCCACGCUGGCAGGGCAAGCUGUCGGGUUUGUGUGGGAACUUUGACAUGAAGACGGUGAACGAGAUGAGAUCUCCGGAGAACAUGGACUCCCCCACUUCACAGGAGUUUGGAAACAGCUGGGCUGCAACAGAGUGUGUGAACAGCCCUGACAUCAGGCAUCCCUGCAGUCUGAGUCCCCUCAGAGAGCCCUUUGCCAAGAGGCAGUGUGGGAUCCUGCUGAGCGAGGUCUUCGAGAUCUGCCACCCUGUGGUGGAUGUUACCUGGUUCUACAUGAACUGCCUGAUGGACACGUGCGCGUGUAACCGGGGCGGAGACUGUGAGUGCUUCUGCACCAGCGUGUCGGCCUACGCCCACCGCUGCUGCCAGCAGGGCGUCACCGUCGACUGGCGCUCACCCACCCUGUGCCCUUAUGAUUGUGAAUUCUACAAUAAAGUUCUGGGAAAAGGGCCCUAUAGGUUGGUGACAUACCGAGACAGGGACACAGCGUUGGCAGCCAACACAUCGGGGGGAGUGGUGUUCCCUCUGAGGGGGCCGAGGUCUGCGGCAGGAAUCACCACCCUCUUCAUGAUGACCCCUGGACUGAGCCCAGCGCGACCGCAUGACACCUCUCUGGUGUCCUUCGAAGUGACCGGACGACCAAACUAUUUUAUGCGCGCUCAGCGGGGCGGGCAGCUGGAGGUGGCCAAGUUUGAGGAGAGAAGGCUGUUCCAGGACCAGUCCACCUUCAUCCUGCACCGCGACACCUGGAUCAGCGGCUACGACUCCCUGGAGUCUUUCGCCCGCCGCGGGUUCUUCCUGCACUACACCCGCUCCAGACUGCAGCUCAUGAAGUACAACCACACCGAUGGCUUCCGCCGGGCCACACUCUUCCGGCUCACAGGCUUUGACAUGGACGCCUCUAUGUGGCCUCGAUGCCAGUGGAGGUACGAGUCAUGUGUGAGCCCCUGCUUCAGGACCUGCAGUGACCCCACUGGUCAGCUCUGUGUCACCAUCCCCAAAGUGGAGGGAUGCAUCCCACAGUGCCCAGGACAUAUGGUUCUGGAUGAAGUCACUCAGCGAUGUGUCAAUCUGGAAGACUGCAUUAAGCCUCCAGUUGCUGUUGCCCCGACUCCUCCCCGCGUUACGACCCCGGCACCUGCAGCUGUCACUUCCACAGCGGCUGUCCCGGCUACUGUGGCGGCCUCCACGGCACACUCCGUGCGCCCCACCGCCUCCCAGGAGACCCCUGCUAAAGAAACGCACAGCACCAGCGCUGUGGAGCCUGCCGUAACGCAUACGGAGCCCGCCGCGACUGCCACUUCUCCUACUUUGACCUCCCCGCCCGUGACCGGUUUGGAGCCCGAGAAGGACACUGGCGUCCCCACCCCAGCGCCCCCUUUCACCCCCAGGACGACGCCCAAACCUCCGGCCCCUCACACUGUCCUUGUGGGUAACCAUCACGCCCACCACAGCCUCAGAGACGGCUACCACCAGAACUGCAACCCCUGCUACAACCUCAGAGACAGCUACCACCACCACAACCCCCGCUGCAACCUCAUUGACGGCUACCACUGCUACCACCAGAACUACCAUCUCCAUUACCCCCGCUACAACCUCAGAGACUGCUACCACCACAACAACCCCUGUUACAACCUCAGAGGCUGCUACCACCAGAACUACCACCAGCCUUACCCCCGCAACAAUCUCAGUGACUGCUACCACAAGAGCUACGACCACCAUCACCCCCGCUACAACCUCAGAGACUGCUACCAGAACUCCCACCUCCAUUCCCCCUGCUACAAUCUCAGAGACUACUACUACCAGAACUACCCCCUCCAUUACCCCCGCUACAACCCCAGGGACUGCUUCCACCAGAAGUACAAUGGCCAUUACCUCUGUUGCAACCUCAGAGACUGCUACCACCAGAACUACCACCACUAUUACCCCUGCUGCAAUCUCAGUGACUGUUACCACCCCCGCUACAACCUCAGAGAUUGCUACCACCAGAACUACCACCACUAUUACCCCUGCUACAAUCUCAGAGACUGUUGCCACCCCUGCUACAACUUCAGAGACUGCUACCACCAAAAUUAUCCCCCCCACUACAGCCUCAGAGACGCGUCCUGUUCCUACAAGGAAAACCACAACAACUGGGGUUGUGUCCCCCUCAACAACCACAGUCCGUCCCCGAACAACCAUCACCAUGGCCACCACUGCUUCUACACGUCCACCUGUGGAAGGGACUGCCACAAUAAUGGCAGCGACCCAGCCGAUUUCAACCACCUCCACUACCUGGUCAACUGGAGUGCCCACCACCAAGAGCACCCCAGAAAUGAUCACUGUGCCAGUGACCAAGAAAGUGGAGGUGCCAGAGGCAUCUACAGUAUCGGUGACAACAACACCCACACCUACAUCACGGCACACUGUUUCAACCAGACGACCAACAGCCACCACAACACCAGAGCGGGGCACUCCAAGAGUGACUUCCACCACAAGGUCCCCUCUGAGCACCAGGUCAACUGUUGGGACCACACAGAGCAGAACAACACACGUGCCUUCUCCACCAGCGCCUCUUGUCACUUCUGCCGAGACGACUACCAUCAGUACUUCAACUGCCCGGACCUCUACUACUGGCUCACGUCCACUGAGCCUCGGCCUACUGUCCCGGCACCCGCAUCUCCCACCCCCGUCACGGUCACAGAGACGGCACCUACCCCAACAGUGGCGCUGCCCUCCAACACCACAUCGCCCUACACCCCCGUCACAGAGCACUGGUGGACCACUGCACCAGAGACGGCCACGCCCACGGUUUCACCACACACCACUGAGGUCACCACCACCACUGCUGCCACGCCCUCAUCCGGGAUAUGCACGCCCCUAUAUACAGAGAUCAUUGAUGAGUGCACCAAGUACAUCUGUGUGGGUGGGCAGCUGAUGCUGUUGAACAAGUCAGAGAACUGCCCCUACAACUCCAUCCCCCCAAACUGUGGUCUCCUGGGAUUUGCAGUCCAGCUGAAUGGAGACAAAUGCUGCCCUCAAUGGGACUGUCCCUGCCGCUGCUCCCUGUUCCCGGACUUGAACGUCAUCACGUUCGACGGCAACAGCGUGGCCAUCUUUAAGGCAGCCUCAUACAUCGUGACCAAACUUCCCGACGAGACCGUGAGCAUCCAGGUGCAGGAGUGCCAGACCUCAGACACGCUGCUGUGGAAUUUCACCAACCUGUGUCUGGUAGCUCUUAACAUCACACACAAAUCCCAUCAAAUUCUGAUCAACCGCCUCCAGAGAAGGCUGUAUGUGAACUCCAGGUAUGCCAAGCCCAGAUUCAGGAAGUAUGGCUACGAAGUUCUGGACACCGGAAAUAUGUACCUGAUCCGCACUCCGGCAGGCCUGAAGAUCCAGUGGUUUCACAGCACAGGGAUGAUGGUGAUCGAGGCUGACGGCUACGGCCACAAGCUCUCUACCAUGGGGCUCUGCGGCUGCUGUGACGGUAACCCGGCCAACGACCUGACCCUGUCCAGCGGGCUGACGGUGGGCGAGGGCGAGGACCCGGUGAUCUUCAUCGAUAGCUGGCAGGUGCCCAACACCACCGUGUACGUCAGCCACAGCCGGCGGCGCGAGUUCAACUGCUCCACCACCGACUGCUCCGAGUGCCUGGGCAUGCUCAGCAACCACAGCUUCGGCUCCUGCCGCGCCUACGUUCCUCCCACCAUGUUCUGUGAGGUGUGGGUGCGUGACACGGAGUACGUGCAGAACCCCUGUGUGGCGCUGGCUGCGUACGCGGCCUCCUGUCACAAAUUCAACAUCUGCGUCGAGUGGAGGAGUCCUGAGUACUGCCCCUUCUCCUGCCCAGAUGAGCUGCGGUACCAGGCGUGCCUGCCGGCCUGCACUGCCCAAACCUGCCCCAACCACGAGCUGGACUCGGACCCUGAGGAGUGCUCUGGGCUCACUGAGGGCUGUGUGUGUCCCGAGGGCACGCUCCUCCACCGGCCCUACUCCGCCCUCUGUAUACCUGCCAGCAAGUGCGCCUGCACGGACAGCUUCGGGAACCCCCGCUCCUCAGGUGAAGUAUGGAAGGCGUCUCUGGACGGCUGCUGCAUGUACAAGUGUGACAACGACACCAUCUUUCCGGUGGAGUACAACUGCUCCUCCGUGCCCCAGCCUGUGUGCAGGAGGGCCGGGGAGGUCACCGUCAGCCUGGCCGACGACAAGAGCUGCUGCCCCCGGAAAGCCUGCGUUUGCAAUCAGACUCUGUGCGACAUUUACCCCCCCGUGUGCAAGUACGGAGAGAAGCUGGUGUCCUACUACAGAGAAGACUCCUGCUGCCCUGACUACAUGUGUGAAUGUGACCCAGAGCUCUGUGAGCCUGACAUCACCGUCUGCAGAGAGGACCAGACCCUCAUAUUGACCCGGGCUGAGGGGAGCUGCUGCCUGGCACACAUAUGCAUGUGUGCAGCCUGCACUGAAGUUACGCCUGACUGCCAGGAAGGAGAGGUGCUGACAGUAGAUGCCAACAGCACAGAUCUCUGCUGCCCAAUCUAUCAGUGUGUUUGUGAGCCAUACCGGUGUGCAGACAUCUACUGCCCUGAGGGCAUGUCUCAGGUGUCUGUGGCUGUCCCAGAGCAGUGCUGUCCGCUACGGACAUGUGAGUGCAAGUGUGAAUCUAUCCGAAGGCCAAAAUGUGAUCUGGGCGAGAUCAUGCAGCUUGACAGAGAUUUCCUUGCUGACCCAAAAAACCAGUGUGGCUGCAAAAAAUACAUGUGUGAGCGAGACGCCGUGUGUGUGGACGGUGUGAGGGGAGUGAUGAGGCCAGGGCAGACGCUGGUGGAGCACAGCGCGGAGGGGAUCUGCUACACCACGCAGUGUACAAGCGCCCUGGACCCACACAGCGGAUUCUACCGCAUUCGAACCUCCAGCACCAACUGCUCCGCCCCCUGUCAGCCGAACCAGAUAUACAUUCCGCCAAAUGACCAGACCAUAUGCUGUGGAGUGUGCAGGAACAUCUCCUGCAUGUAUCAGAAUGAUAACGGAUCCGUCUCCCUCAGCAAGCCUGGAAAAACGUGGGUGUCCCAGUGCACCAAGUAUGAGUGUGCGGCCACAGUGUCCGGCCCCACCCUGGUGUCCUAUUCCUUCAGCUGCCCCCCCUUCAACGAGACCGAGUGUAUCAAGUGGGAGAAUGAGGUCAGAGGCUCUGGAUUGUCCCUGUUUCCAUUUCCUGUUAGCCCAAUGACUCCCACAGUUAGCACUAACUGUGAAAGAGGUAAAGAAGAUGGAAAAUCAUGCCAGAAGGUGACAGUCAGAAUGACGAUCAGGAAAAAUGAUUGUCGGAGUAAUAGACCAGUGAACAUUGUGUCCUGCGAUGGGAAGUGUCCAUCAGCCAGCAUAUACAACUACAACAUGAACACGUACGCGCGUUUCUGUAAGUGCUGCCGUGACCUGGGUCUGCAGCGGCGUUCCGUGCAGCUCUACUGCACCGGCAACUCCACCUGGGUCAACUACUCCAUCCAGGAGCCCACUGACUGCUCCUGCCAGUGGGCUUAG
Messenger RNA from Conger conger (European conger), 8511 nucleotides. It is a transcript of the gene otog, whose product is annotated as otogelin. Gene Ontology annotation, cellular component: extracellular matrix. Gene Ontology annotation, molecular function: protein binding; alpha-L-arabinofuranosidase activity. Lineage: Eukaryota; Metazoa; Chordata; Actinopteri; Anguilliformes; Congridae. The transcript is spliced from 59 exons. Gene Ontology annotation, biological process: L-arabinose metabolic process. The record is from RefSeq and is a predicted model, not a curated record. Bases 1 to 8511 code for a protein of 2836 amino acids.